AUGAUAUACAACAAAGGCAAUGUGACUGAUAUACCCAACCUGGACCUUCUGACUUUUUUGUUUGACUCUGAACACUGCACCGCCAAAGAAGAUACGACUCUGUACGCAGAAGCAAGCGACCCCACCAAAGUCAUCACAAAGUCACGAGCAAGAGUCCUCACUCGCCAGAUUGCACACUUCUUGCGCCACGAAUAUGGCAUUGGUCGAUCUGGCCCUGGCAAGGGUGUAGUGGCUGUGGUAUCAACUGGACAGCAUGCACUCCCUUGUGUCUUCUUUGGUGUUAUUGCUGCUGAGGGCGUUUACUCGGCUGCAAGUCCAACCGCUACUGUUGAGGAACUCGUCCGGCAGGUGCGAGAUGGAGCUGCAAAAGUGGUUGUUUGUAGUGCAGAUGUCGCACCUCUUGCAAAAGCUGCUGCAGAGAUCGUUGGUUUGCCAGAGCGGAAUGUGCUUAUCUUUGAGUCUGUGCCAGAGAUCAAGUUAGAGAGCACUGAUGGAAGUGUACGUUGCGACUUUGAUCAGCAGCUGGACUGGAAACGCAUCGCUUCGCCUCAAGAGUUGGACACAAGCAAGAUUUGCAUGCUUUACUCAUCUGGAACGACUGGCUUGCCCAAAGGCGUCUUGAUCUCGCACACAAACAUGGUAGCAGAGGCUUUCCUGCCAGCCUACAUCAAUAGACCCAUCUGGCAAGACUGGGCAGCAGCAAGAAGGCCAUUUGAGUUGCGCACACUAGCACACCUUCCCACCGCGCACAUCUCUGGCGUGCAAGGCUACUUCGUGAACGCCUUUUACGAUGGUGGGAUUGUGUAUUGGAUGCCCUCCUUUGACUUUGCAGCUUUUCUGAAGUAUAAUGUGCAGCACCAGAUCACGACGUUUUUCAGUCUGCCGAAAAUCUACUUAGGUUUGGCUAGACAUCCUGCUGUCACCAAUCAAUUGAAGUCGCUAAGGAUCGCUUAUUCUGGGGCUACGCCACUGAACAGAGAGGUCUAUCAUUUUACAAAGUUUGGUGGUGAGGGAGAUGAUAGAACAUUGCUUAGCCAGACUUGGGGUGCAAGUGAAACUACUGGUGCAGUCACUCAUGUUUCUCCUGCAAUGAGGGAGAUAUCAGGUAGUGUGGGAGCACUGCUUCCUAACAUGCUGAUGCGACUAGUCGACGAGAACGACAAUGACGUCCCAGCUGGUCAACCCGGUGAGGCAUUACUCAAAGGUCCGCUUGUCACCCAAGGCUACCACAACAACCCAGAGGCAAACGCGACCGGUUUUAACAAGGAUGGUUGGUAUCGCACUGGCGAUGUGAUGCAAUUCGGAAAAAACAACGACCUUUUAUACGUCGUAGGACGCACGAAGGAUAUUAUCAACUACAACGGUCUCAAGAUCGCCCCUGCAGAGCUGGAAGAACUCUUAUGCGAACACCCAUACGUUGCCGAUGCAGCUGUAGCUGGUAUCCAGGCUCAAGAUACAGAAGUCCCACGCGCUUUUGUCGUGCUUCGACCAGGUGUCAAUGCAGAUGAGCAGACUGUAGAAGAAAUACAAGGUCAUGUCAAGCAGCGUGUUUCGGAUCACAAACAGCUACGUGGUGGUCUGGUUUUCGUGGAAAAUGUGCCUCGUUUGUUGUCAGGCAAGAUCUGGCGAGCCAAGCUAAAGGAGAUGGUAGCGAGCAAAUGA
Messenger RNA from Aureobasidium melanogenum CBS 110374, 1662 nucleotides. RefSeq names its product acetyl-CoA synthetase-like protein. Gene Ontology annotation, biological process: secondary metabolic process. Gene Ontology annotation, molecular function: CoA-ligase activity. The transcript has 4 exons. The record is from RefSeq and is a predicted model, not a curated record. The coding region runs from base 1 to 1662 and encodes 553 amino acids. NCBI's taxonomy places the organism in Eukaryota, Fungi, Ascomycota, Dothideomycetes, Dothideales, Saccotheciaceae.